Messenger RNA from Durusdinium trenchii, 1283 nucleotides. The record is from the annotation of a GenBank genome assembly. Lineage: Eukaryota; Dinophyceae; Suessiales; Symbiodiniaceae.
CAACUGUGUGGGCAAUCAAGCCUGCAAGGAUUGCAGGCGAGACCACGAACCGGAGGAGGGAUGGAAAUGCGUGGUACACACAUCCUGCAGGCGUGCUUCGGGAUGUUAGAAAACGACUUCUACGAGUUUAGGAGCUCCUCCGACUACUUGAUCUGCGAUGGAGAAGGAACUUGCAAGGGUGAUUGGAACGUGAACAACGUUGGGUCCGUUUGCUGCACCGCCGCCGUCGAUGACACGCAAGCCUGCAACAACGCCGCCAAACUGAACUUGACCACCGAUCCAGACAGCGGAUGUACGCAGGAUGUGUGCUGCGACUGUGACCAGGCAUGCUGCUAUGAGUCCUUCUUCACAGGGGUCAACAGCUUGUCUUGUCUUGGGGGGACAAGCUGUACGCAAUCGAGGUUUGAGAUUCAACGAAACCUCUUUUGCAGCUCCACGUCCACGCGCACUGGAAACACGCUUCAAGCCGCUUGCAACAGUGGAACCGACGAUUACCCGCUGGGCUAUGGCUUCCUCUUUACCGACUCCGGAGAUCAUUGUGUCACGUGCGAGGGUGAAGACACAUGCCAGGGGGCGAACUUCUGGUUCGAGAAGUCCAAUUCAAAGAUCUCCAUGACAUGCGAUGGUAAAGGUUUCGCCACCGCGUGUGAGAGCUCAAGCACCGUGAUUGGGCUCUUUGGCAACAGCUGCCUCCACCUCACAUGUGUGGAAACUGGCGAUUGCGAUUCACUCGAGAUUCGUGAAAUGGCCGGAUCAGGCAAUACUUGCUUUUGCUCCGGAGCCCAAGCUGACUCAGAUGGGAACUGCGAUUUCUUGGGCGGCGACAUCGAUUGCGAUCCCGAACCUGUGGGCAGCAACCCAUGCACAAUAAGCAGCGAUCCUUGCGGCACAGCGGCUUGUUGUGAAGCAACCGCCAGCGGUCAAGCCCCAGAUUGUGGAGGUUGCUGUGCACCUGUAUCUACCUCAUCGCCCACGACCUCGCCUACCACAUCGCCCACCACCUCGCCUACCACAUCGCCCACGACCUCGCCUACCACAUCGCCCACGACCUCGCCUACCACAUCAACAGCUCCGGACAUCACGACAACAACGGCUCCAGACACAACUACAAAGACGAAGAAGCCGUACAACUACAGGUACAACCGUCGCAACAGCCGUCAACAUCGCCGCACUGAGCGUCGACAUCGACGGCAGUACAAUCGGCAGUACAAGUACUACUCGCAUUAGAGUCGGUGGUCCAAGCACUUCAAGGAUUGUCAGGCGCUCAUUCAUGUGUUCCUUCA